Messenger RNA from Danio rerio (zebrafish), 3046 nucleotides. RefSeq names its product FA complementation group A (gene fanca). NCBI's taxonomy places the organism in Eukaryota, Metazoa, Chordata, Actinopteri, Cypriniformes, Danionidae. Gene Ontology annotation, biological process: interstrand cross-link repair. Gene Ontology annotation, cellular component: Fanconi anaemia nuclear complex. The record is from RefSeq and is marked validated.
UCUGCGAUAGAUGAGGAAGACAUGAGAGUGAAGUGUGUUGGCGGAGUAAAUCUAUAAUUCUGCAUAUUUAUAUUAAUCCUGUGACUAUCGCGGUAUGUUGAGCUCCACAGCAGACUCGGAACAGCUCACACACACCUCUGUCACGGCUCUGCUCGCGCGCAGAUCUCUGAAGAGACCCAGAGAUGAUGAUGAUGAUGAUGAUGAAGAGCAGCUGCAGCAGUCCUGUGUGAAUCUGCUGAUGAGGAACCAGAACACAUCACUGCUGCUGCAGGAGAUCACGGUUCAGAGGAGGAUCAGUGGUGCAGGUUUGGAGCUCCACACACACAUGCAGACGGCGGCGCUGGAGGACGAGCUGCGCAGACUCUCUCAGCUGACGGACGUCCCUCUCUCUCUGCUGUGUGUGAGGGUUGUGACUGAAGCUCUGCAGGAUCGGAUCUCACACACUGAUCACGUGCUGCUGAGCGCUGAACAGAGGGCUGAGGUGUGUGUGUUGCUGAAGUCUGCUCAAGCGCUGAUGUCUGCGGGAUUAUUCAGCUUCAGAGACGCCGCUGUGAGCUCCUGGAUCUCGGAUCAGCUGAAGGCUCUGUGUGUCUCUAUGAAGAACACAGAAGAAGAAGAAGAACAGCUGCAGAAACACAUGCUGGACACCGUGGUGUGUGUCCUGGUCAGGAGGGCUUUUGAAGACUGCACUCAUAAACUCUCUCAGAAGUGUGUCUUCAUUCUGGACUCCAUGCUGACCUGGCUGCUGGACUCACUGAAUGAUAAAGAGACAGAAACAUCAGCCGCUUCAGUCUGGAUUCAGGUGUUUGACGCAUCAGUGUUUGGUGUGUGUGUUUCUGAGGACACACUGCGGCAGUUCUUCACACACACACUCACGCGUGUUCUCACACACCGGCCCGUGUUUACAGUGUCAGAUGCCAUUGCUGUACAGAGUGACUGGAGCUUUGCUAAAACUCCUGCGCUGCUGACGGCUCUCUUCCGCAAGCUGUGUGUGUUGUUCAGUGUGCAGUGUGUGUUGGCUCAGCUCCAGCAGGUGUUGGAGACUCAUGAGGUGAACUGGCGUCUGAUCCUGUGCUGUGUGUCUCAUCUGCUGGUGUUCGACUCUCAGACGCAGAGCUGUCUCUCAGAGGUGCUGCGUGCGCUCCUCAGCUCGGCGUUCCUCCUCUUCGAUGUGGAGCAGAUGAUCAGUGUGUUCCUGCUGGCGCGGCAGGCGGCUCUCGAGGGCCCAGCGGUGUUCCAGUCCUACAGCGACUGGUUUAAGCUGUCGUUUGCUGGAGCGAGCGGCGCUCACGCUAAGAGCAAGAAGACCACUGUGUUCCUGCUCAAGUUCCUGUCAGAUCUGGUGCCGUUUGAGCCGCCGCAGUACCUGAAGGUUCAUGUCCUGCAUCCUCCGUUCGUCUCUGGAAAGUUCCGCUCGGUGCUGCAGGAGUACGUCAGCCUCGCCAGUAUCUUCAGGAGGCCGUAUUUCAUGUCUCGCUUUCUCCCAGCGCUGCUCUCGCCACGAGUGCUUCCUCCUCAAGCAGAUGGCAGGAUGUCCUUCAUCGAGGCCCUGAGGAGAGCGGAGAAGAUCCCGGCGGCGCUCUACUGCUCCUACACUGAGUCCUGUCAGAGAGAGACACACACACUCAGAGAAGGUAUGUGUGAUUCCAGUGAUGGAGAUCAUCUGAUGGUUCUCCAGGAUCAGUUCCAGUGUCUGAGGAGAAUCAUAUGUGAUGGAGCUGCUGACGGAGAAGUGUGUGCUCAGCUUUCCAGGAUCUCUCUGACUCUAAAGAACAUCAACACUGAUGAGGACACAAGAAGUGAUGUCAUCACCCUCGACCUGCUCUCAGCUGAUUGGACACACACAGCGCUCGCCGGUCUGAUCCUCCAGAGCUUCUGUCUGUGCAUACUGGACACAGCGAAGAUCAGUCCUCCAAACAGGACACACACACUGACUCAGACACACUCAUCUCCUGUGUGUGUGUCACAGGGUGCAGGAGCACACGGACACUCUGAUAGCUGUCUGCCAGACCUGCUGUCACUCCUACAGGCGCUGCUGUAUGAAGAGGCCGUCACUCCACAGAAGACUCCAGAUGACGCGCAUCACUUCCUCUGGGACCUGAUUGAGAGCAGGUGCUCUGUGACCCCUGACCCCCAGUGCAUCGCAGAGCAGCUCAGAUACCAGCAGACGCUCCAGAACAUCAGCCGUGUGGUGUGUGUGGUUCCUGCCGCUCUGCUGCUCAGGGUUCAGACUGGCGGAUCAGCUCUGGACUGCAGGAGGAUGAUCAAACACAUCACUGAUGUGCAGGUGUGUGUGUGUGUGUGUGUGUUCAGCACUCGGUGUCCUCUGCUGCUCCUGUCCGCCAUGCGCUGGUGGCCGCGUGUGUCCUCUGUGCUGGUGUGUCAGUGGAGGCGUCUCACCGCUGGAGAACCACUGCCUGAUCAGCUGCAGAUGCUGGAGGACACACACCGCUGGAGCUCACGUGUGUGUGGCGGUCUGUCCUCCUCGGCUCCAGCGGCUCCAUCAUGGCUGCUGGCUGCGGCUCUACAGGCUUCACUGCAGCACUCGGACCCCACAGCGGCUCUCGCUCAGCUCGACCACACACACACACAGGUGCUGCUCUACCUGUUCCUCUACAGUAUAAUAGAGCUGAUCUCUGCACACCUCAGCCAACAGGAGUGUGUGGAGCGUGUCAGAGGCGUGUGCGUGUGUCUCCUCACUCGUCUUCAGGGUCAUUCUGAUUGGCUGCUGCUGUUCGAUCAGUGUGGAUCAGAUCAUGAGCUGUGUGAGUUCAGGACGCGUGUGAUUUCCCAUCAUGCCCUGCGUCUGCUGCCGCUGGCCUUCUACAGUGUUCUGUGUGCGGUGGACUCACAGCUCCUCCAGGGAUUGGUCAGUUCUCCAGGAUUCCUCCACAGCGCCGGCGUCUCCUACAGGAAGCUGAGUGAGCUGUACCUGAGUGCUGAGAGCGCAGGCCGGCCGCAGGUGCUGCAGGACGCGCGGCGUGAACUCCUGAGCUGCAUCUCUCUGAGUUCUCCCGAUGGUCUGACGUGUGCUCAGAGGAAGCAG